Messenger RNA from Pristis pectinata (smalltooth sawfish), 745 nucleotides. RefSeq names its product mitochondrial ribosomal protein L34 (gene mrpl34). Lineage: Eukaryota; Metazoa; Chordata; Chondrichthyes; Rhinopristiformes; Pristidae. Gene Ontology annotation, biological process: translation. The transcript has 2 exons. Gene Ontology annotation, cellular component: mitochondrial large ribosomal subunit; ribosome. The record is from RefSeq and is a predicted model, not a curated record. The coding region runs from base 282 to 644 and encodes 120 amino acids. Gene Ontology annotation, molecular function: structural constituent of ribosome.
ACGGACGCUGCCCGACCCGCCGCCGGACCCGCCGCCGGACCCGCCGCCGGACCCGCCGCCUUCCCACCGACCGCGGGCGCAACUUCCAACUUUGGAAGAAGAAUCUGAACUACAACUCCCAGCAUGCUCAGCGCGAUGGACGGGCGCAUUGCGGCUGCUCCGGCAAAGCGGCCCGCCAUUGGAUAAUCCCGUGGUGCGAGGCGACCAAUGAGGCGGCGGGGUACUGGUGGGUGCUUGUCGAGGCCUUUGCGCCUGGCGAAGCCUGGGGAGUGAGUGCGGCCAUGAGCGUCCUGCGGGCGGCGGCGGGGCGGUGCAGGUGGUUCCCAGUGCAGUACUCGGUUCCCGCUGUCUCCCUCAGUCCCAGCCAACGCGAGGUCUGUAGUUGGGCCCUCUCGCGGACCUCUGGCCUCCUGACACUGAACCCUGCGGCAGGGCUGCAAGUGGAGGCGGCCGGCUGCCUCACCGCCUGGCUCUUCCCUUGGAGCCAGCAACAGGUCCGGACGAAGAAGCGGGGUACAGAGUACCAGCCAAAGACCAUCAAGCGGUUACGGACCCACGGCUGGCAGAAGCGGGUCAGCACCCGCGGUGGCAUCGAGGUGAUUCUGCGCAGGAUGCUGAAGGGAAGGGCGUCACUGACCCACUGAUCGUCACGUGAACCCACACAGGGGUCCGACUGGGAACAGACGAGCUGUCACUCUGUACUCUGCCCAUGCUGUACAUAUUGUAAUAAACUGGUUGGGCUGAA